Coturnix japonica (Japanese quail) is the source of this 2679-nucleotide messenger RNA. It is a transcript of the gene SDCCAG8, whose product is annotated as SHH signaling and ciliogenesis regulator SDCCAG8. The record is from RefSeq and is a predicted model, not a curated record. Gene Ontology annotation, biological process: neuron migration; tube formation; establishment of cell polarity. Gene Ontology annotation, cellular component: centrosome; centriole. Lineage: Eukaryota; Metazoa; Chordata; Aves; Galliformes; Phasianidae.
CUGGUGGUUGGUGUUGUAGCAACGGGAGGGAGCUCGUGCGAGUAGCGGUUCUUCAGUGCCGCGGGGCAGCGCCGGGAAGUUCGGUGCGCGUCCUUCCUUCCUGGCGGUCGGUGGCGGCCCGAUGCGGGCGCCUCGCGGGCAGCCCGCCCUGGAGGAGUCCCUGCAGCGCUACCAGGCGCGGCUCCGAGAGCGUGCUAAUGAAACUAUCCAUCAGCUGAAAUAUGCGUUGGACGAAAGACAUUUUGCAGACAGUAAGGAUGAAGUUGGAUCUGACCAGUCCUCUGUGGACAAAAGCAGUGAUGAUAUGGACAGGGGCAAUGACAACAGUGGGAAUCCACCCUGGGAGGAACUACAGCACAGUCACGCUGUUAAUCAACUUAAAAUUUUGUUGCAAGAUCAGGAAAAGAUGGAAAGUGAAGCCUCUCCAUCAAGGAGGAAGAUGCAAUUCCAAAAAACCCCUGAAGCUACAACAGAAGACUUACCAGACCCUUCUGAUCUUAUUCCUAGAAUUAAUGAUCAGUCUCAGUACAUUAACCAUUUAGAAGCAGAAGUGAAGUUUUGCAAGGAGGAAUUGUCUGAGAUGAAAGAUCAGGUUCGAGUAGUUAUACUUGAAAAUGAGGACCUCCAUCAGAAACUGAAAUUUUUGACUGAUGGAUAUACCUUGGGAGAACAAGCUCUUCUAGGUACCUCGGCAAAUAAUCAGAACUCCAGGUGUAAUGACUGGAAACUGCAUCAGCCUCCUGCAUCAUCAUCAGCACAUAACGGAGGUCCAGCUUUGUUUUCAAAAACUGUUGAAGUAGAAAAAUGGCACGUAGAACUGGAGAAACUAAAACUUCUUUAUCAGGACAAAAUCAGUAUCUUGGAUGCCCAAGUACAAUCUCUAAGGAAACACCUUUCAGAAUCUCGGAAGACAUGUGAAGAUUUGGAAGCAAGGCUGAAACACCAGAAAUCGCUGGUUUCAGCCACAAAUUCUAGUCGAGUUGGUGGUCUUUGUCUGAAAUGUGCACAGCAGGAGGCAAUUCUUGCACAGACACAUUCUAAUGUUCAUGUGCAGGUCAUUGAGAGAGUAACAAAAGAAAGAGAUGAUUUGAUGGAUGCACUUGUUUCAGUAAGGAGGAACAUGAAAGAGAUGCAGGAAAGAGAAUGUAAUGCAUAUGAGCAAGUUAAACAAGCUGUGCAAAUGACAGAAGAGGCCAAUUUAGAAAAAACAAAGGCUCUAGUUCAGUGUGAGCAACUGAAAAGUGAGUUGGAGCGCCAGAAGAAUCGUCUUGAAAAGGAGUUAGCUAUCCAGCUCAAUAAGAGGACUGAGGAAAAAGAUGCUCUGCGGGAAGAAAUGAAGAAAGAAAGGGAGAACAUGGCAGCAAUGGUAAUGGCCAUGUCUGAGAAUGUUGCCAUGUUAGAGGCUCAGGUAGAGAGAAUUACAAGGGAAAAGAAUUCUCUGUUCAGCCAGCUAGAAGAAUCACAACAUCAGCUUGCGUCUCAUGAAAUGGAGAUGAACAAGGUGUGUGGAGAAAUGCGCUAUCAGUUGAAUCAAACCAAAAUGAAGAAGGAUGAGGCAGAAAAGGAGCUCAGAGAGUACAGAACAAAAACUAUAAGGCAGCUUGAAAUUAAGGACCAGAAAAUAGAAAAACUGGGAUUAGAGCUCAAUGGAAACAAGCAGCGUUUGGAACAAGCCCAGCAGGAUGUGGCAGGAGCCAGAGAGGACUGCCUAAAACUGACAGAACUGCUGAGUAAAUCUGAGCACCAACUGCACCUCACCAGAUUGGAGAAAGAGAGCAUUCAGCGCAGCAUUAGCAAUCAAGCAAAGGCCCGAGCCCUUCAGGCCCAGCAAAGAGAGCAGGAGCUGACACAGAAGAUGCAGCAAAUGGAGGCCCAGCAUGAGAAAACUGUAAACGAACUGGACUCAUUGCUGACCUCCCAGAAAACAUUCAUAGCAAAAUUAAAGAAAGAAUGUUGUUUGUUGGCUAGCAAGUUGGAGCAAAUGUCAGAAAAAUACAGAUCUAAAGUCAACCAGCUUAGUCAGGAAAAAGAGUAUCUUCUUGGCAGAUUGGAGAAGAUGCAGAAACGAAAUGAUGAAUUGGACCAACAGUGUAUCCAGCAUGGGAGAAUGCAUGAGAGGAUGAAGUCAAGGUUGCACCAGCUGGACAAGCACUGCCAGACCACUGCCCAGCAGCUCGUGGAGCUCCUCAACAAACAGAACCAGCUCUUCAAAGAGAAGCAGCUGCUGACAGAAGAGGUGCAGUUUCUGCGAACACAGUUGUGUAUUUCAGGAAAAGAAAUGGGAUGCAGAUCUCAAACAGGACACAGAUGGAAUCAAGUAAAAACCUGGACGGAUGAAGAGAAAUGAGAACAAUUCUCCUCUGUAUGCACCUGAAACUUGGGCUUUUCUGAAGCUCACCCAGAGAACCAACGUGCUGCCUGCCCUCACCUGCUCUGUAUUUGUUUUUAACUAUAGUGCCAUCAACGUAUUGAAACAUUCCUCCUCUACCGAACUUUCUGGGAAGAUGUCUCAGACUUGCCUAAGAGACUGCAAUCCAGUGGCAACAGCCAUGAUGGAGCAUGUACUGGAUUUGUUAUUUCUAUGAUUUUUAUUAAAUGGUUUUAAUCUGUUUUUAUAAUUUAAUACGGGUGUUUUAUGUACAGAUGGCAAACCCAAUAAACUCAGUUUACUAAUUCUUU